Bradysia coprophila is the source of this 724-nucleotide messenger RNA. RefSeq names its product uridine diphosphate glucose pyrophosphatase NUDT14-like. Gene Ontology annotation, molecular function: metal ion binding; UDP-sugar diphosphatase activity. Gene Ontology annotation, biological process: nucleoside phosphate metabolic process; ribose phosphate metabolic process. The record is from RefSeq and is a predicted model, not a curated record. NCBI's taxonomy places the organism in Eukaryota, Metazoa, Arthropoda, Insecta, Diptera, Sciaridae.
ACUAUUCAUUUCAUUUUUAAUCAGAGUAAAAUAAAUUGGUAGUUUUGUUUGUUUUUUCGUGAUAAUGGAUAAUAUUACGGGAUUUCGUUUCACACCGUUGCCAGUUGAUUCACCUUAUGUGAAACCAUUCCGAAUGUAUUACACUCAGAAUGGUAAGGAAAAGAAUUGGGAUAUGCUAAAAGUUCAUGAUAGUGUUGCAAUUAUCAUUCUGAAUAAAACUAGAAAUAAUUUGGUGCUUGUCCGACAAUUCCGACCAGCUGUUUAUUAUGGAAUAAUACAGUCCGAUCCAAUGUAUGACAAAGCAGAUGCAGAAAUUCUACUUAAAAAGUAUCCCGUUAGUUUAGCAUUUACAAAUGAAUUAUGUGCAGGCAUUGUGGACAAAUCAAAACCACUUAUUGACAUUGCACGAGAGGAAAUUCUCGAAGAGUGCGGCUAUGAUGUGCCUGUCGAUAGAAUCGAACUUGUGAUGACGUAUAGAGCGGGCGUUGGAACCGAAGGCUGCCAACAAACUUUGUACUACUGCGAAGUGACUGAUGCAGAUAAAGUGAACAGUGGCGGUGGCGUUGAAGAUGAAAUUAUUGAUGUUGUAGAACUAACAAUUGAUGAGGUUCGAGAUAUGCUGAAGCCGGGUACUACUAACAAUUCACCACCAAGCUGUUUAUUCGGACUUUCUUGGUUUCUCGCAAAUAAAUUGCCACAAUAAACAAUUGCCCAUCCACACAAA